AAAAACAGAAAAGAGGAAAUUUCCGGGAAGUUGCGCAAGUGGACCCAACUUAAGCAAAAACAACAACACAUACAUAGUCGCCACCUAUUUAUUCAGAACCUGACACAACACACACAGAUGUAAUGACAUUCAAACGUAUUAAGCUAUGGGAAGUAUCGCCGAGCCAUGGGGAAUCUCGGAGAGCGAAAACGCAAACGGGACACCAAAGGGUUUGAGCAGGGAGCUGCGACAUGGGAAAACGGCCCACAACAUGUCGUCAUCGUCGCUAAGGAAGAAGUCAGACCUGCGAUUGAUUCAGAAGGUUCCAUGCAAAAGUCUCAAGAACGUUCUCUCUAAUCUCCAAGAAGUCAUUCUUGGUACUAAACUCGCUGUCUUGUUUCUCGCGAUCCCUCUCGCCGUUAUCGCCGAUUAUUACCACUACGGUCGCCCGUUGAUAUUUGGACUGAGCUUGACAGGACUGACACCUCUUGCUGAGCGAGUUAGCUUUUUGACAGGGCAACUAGCUUUCUACACCGGCCCAACAGUGGGCGGUUUGUUGAACGCCACUUGUGGAAACGCGACGGAGCUAAUAAUAGCGAUACUAGCGUUGGCCAAUAACAAAGUGGCAGUGGUUAAAUACUCUCUGUUGGGUUCAAUUCUCUCAAACCUUCUCCUAGUUCUCGGCUCUUCCCUCUUCUGUGGUGGAAUUGCCAAUAUCCGCCGCGAGCAGCGGUUCGACCGGAAACAAGCUGAUGUGAACUUCUUCUUGCUGCUUAUGGGUUUGCUAUGUCAUUUACUCCCAUUGCUGCUAAAAUAUGCAGCGACCGGAGAAGCAUCGGCCUCGCUGAUCAACAAAAUGUCUCUUAGCCUGUCCAGGACAAGCAGCAUCGUCAUGCUUAUUGCUUACAUUGCUUACCUCAUCUUCCAGCUCUGGACUCACCGCCAAUUGUUUGAAGCACAAGAGGAUGACGAGGAUGAUACGUAUAAUGAUGAAGUGACUGUUGAGGAAAAUCCGGUGAUAGGGUUUUGGAGCGGAUUUGCUUGGCUCGCUGGGAUGACACUCGUCAUCGCAUUGCUAUCAGAGUAUGUUGUGGCCACGAUCGAGGAUGCAUCGGACUCAUGGGGACUAUCAGUGAGUUUCAUAAGCAUCAUAUUGCUUCCCAUUGUUGGAAAUGCCGCUGAGCAUGCUGGAGCCAUCAUCUUCGCUUUCAAAAACAAGCUCGACAUAUCUCUAGGGGUCGCGUUGGGCUCUGCAACUCAGAUUUCUUUGUUUGUGGUCCCUUUGAGUGUUAUCGUUGCAUGGAUCAUGGGAAUCAAGAUGGAUCUCAACUUCAACAUCCUUGAAACAAGCUGUCUAGCCCUGGCAAUUAUCAUCACAGCCUUCACUUUACAGGAUGGAACAUCUCAUUACAUGAAGGGACUUGUUCUAAUGUUGUGCUAUGUCAUCAUCGCCGCAUGUUUCUUCGUCGACCAAAUUCCUCAACCAAAAGGUACCGGCCUGGGGAUGCAACCCAAGAACAGUGUGGGGGGAGGAUUUGUCUCUGCUUAGAAUAUAUAAGAGAAAUCAUCAAAUGACUUGGGAAAAAAAAAUGAUUUGAUUGAUUUGUCAGACAAAAUGGAAGAGACUUGUUAGAGAGAUUCCUCAGCAUGAAUGAGCUAGUGAGUGAGGUAGCUUGGUGAAAACAGGUUUCUUUGAUGUUUUAUAAGAGGGUUACAUUUGUUUCUAUUUGUUUGUUGGGAUUUUAUGUUUAAUCCUGUAUAUUAUAAAAACUAUAUAUAAAAGAGCUUAGCUGGUUA
This is a messenger RNA of Brassica napus (rape), 1776 nucleotides long. RefSeq names its product vacuolar cation/proton exchanger 3-like. Gene Ontology annotation, molecular function: calcium:proton antiporter activity. Gene Ontology annotation, biological process: intracellular calcium ion homeostasis; calcium ion transmembrane transport. The record is from RefSeq and is a predicted model, not a curated record. Gene Ontology annotation, cellular component: plant-type vacuole membrane. The coding region runs from base 146 to 1528 and encodes 460 amino acids. Lineage: Eukaryota; Viridiplantae; Streptophyta; Magnoliopsida; Brassicales; Brassicaceae. The transcript has 10 exons.